Molecule: messenger RNA, 1804 nt
Organism: Piliocolobus tephrosceles (Ugandan red Colobus)
Lineage: Eukaryota; Metazoa; Chordata; Mammalia; Primates; Cercopithecidae
Gene: GPT
Product: glutamic--pyruvic transaminase
Exons: 12
Coding region: 149-1639 (496 amino acids)
Biological process (GO): biosynthetic process
Molecular function (GO): pyridoxal phosphate binding; transaminase activity
Source: RefSeq, a predicted model, not a curated record
CCACUUGGGCUCCGCUGCCAGGGGGCGGGCAGGGGCUGGUUCUGCCUGGGGCCAGGCCCAUAUUAACCUGUGCCCGUCUGGGGGCCAGAGGGGCAGGCCUGCGCACUGGGAGGCCGUUGUGGCAGCGGAGCAGAGAAGUGCAAGAGUCAUGGCCUCGAGCACAGGUGACCAGAGCCAGGCGGUGAGGAACGGACUGAGGACGAAGGUGCUGACGCUGCACAGCAUGAAUCCACGUGUGCGGCGAGUGGAGUACGCAGUGCGUGGCCCCAUAGUGCAGCGAGCCCUGGAACUGGAGCAGGAGCUGCGCCAGGGUGUGAAGAAGCCUUUCACCGAGGUCAUUCGUGCCAACAUCGGGGACGCACAGGCUAUGGGGCAGAGGCCCAUCACCUUCCUGCGCCAGGUCCUGGCUCUCUGUGUCAACCCCGAUCUUCUGACCAGCCCCAGCUUCCCUGACGAUGCCAAGAAGAGGGCGGAGCGCAUCCUGCAGGCGUGUGGGGGCCACAGCCUGGGGGCCUACAGCGUCAGCUCUGGCAUCCAGCUGAUCCGGGAGGACGUGGCGCAGUACAUUGAGAGGCGCGACGGAGGCAUCCCUGCGGACCCCAACAAUGUCUUCCUGUCCACGGGGGCCAGCGACGCCAUCGUGACGGUGCUGAAGCUGCUGGUGGCCGGCGAGGGCCACACACGCACGGGUGUGCUCAUCCCCAUCCCCCAGUACCCACUCUACUCGGCCACACUGGCAGAGCUGGGCGCAGUGCAGGUGGAUUACUACCUGGACGAGGAACGCGCCUGGGCGUUGGACGUGUCCGAGCUUCACCGUGCGCUGUGCCAGGCGCGUGGCCACUGCCACCCUCGUGCGCUGUGUGUCAUCAACCCCGGCAACCCCACUGGGCAGGUGCAGACCCGCGAGUGCAUCGAGGCUGUGAUCCGCUUUGCCUUCGAAGAGCGGCUCUUUCUGCUGGCGGAUGAGGUGUACCAGGACAACGUGUACGCCGCGGGCUCCCAGUUCCACUCAUUCAAGAAGGUGCUCAUGGAGAUGGGGCCACCCUACGCCGGGCAGCAGGAGCUUGCCUCCUUCCACUCCACCUCCAAGGGCUACAUGGGCGAGUGCGGGUUCCGCGGUGGCUAUGUGGAGGUGGUGAACAUGGACGCCGCGGUGCAGCAGCAGAUGCUGAAGCUGAUGAGUGUGCGGCUGUGCCCGCCGGUGCCAGGCCAGGCCCUGCUGGACCUGGUGGUCAGCCCGCCCGCGCCCACUGACCCCUCCUUCGCGCAGUUCCAGGCUGAGAGGCAGGCAGUGCUGGCCGAGCUGGCGGCCAAAGCCAAGCUCACCGAGCAGGUCUUCAACGAGGCUCCCGGCAUCAGCUGCAACCCAGUGCAGGGCGCCAUGUACUCCUUCCCGCGCGUGCAGCUGCCCCCGCGGGCAGUGGAGCGCGCUCAGGAGCUGGGCCUGGCCCCCGACAUGUUCUUCUGCCUGCGACUCCUGGAGGAGACCGGCAUCUGCGUGGUGCCCGGGAGCGGCUUUGGGCAGCGAGAAGGCACCUACCACUUCCGGAUGACCAUUCUGCCCCCCUUGGAGAAACUGCGGCUGCUGCUGGAGAAGCUGAGCAGAUUUCAUGCCAAAUUCACCCUCGAGUACUCCUGAGCCCAGCCGGGGCCAGGCUGGGCGCCCCGGACUGUGUGCUCAGGGGCCGUGGGGGCUCUGGAGCCCACUGUACUUGCUCUUGCUGCCUGGUGGGCAGAGCGGGGGGGCUGGGCCCCUGCCUCUCUGCAGGUCCCUAAUAAAGCUGUGUGGCAGUCUGACUCCAGG